AUGCCGUUGAACAACAUAAAAUCUGUUUCACCCAAUUCAAAAGAUCCGGCCAACCCAACCCCGGUUCCUGCACAGUACUCUUCGUCCGCCUCUACCAUGGUGUCUCAGGCGUCUUCUAAAGCUGCAUCGGAGCUAAGCAGGCUUUGUACCAAACACAUGAUCUGCUUCUUAUACGCCAAGGCUGCCUUGCUUCAAGCGGGGUGUCAAUACCCUGACAACAACAUCAGGGAGUACACAAAGUAA
Molecule: messenger RNA, 243 nt
Organism: Eruca vesicaria subsp. sativa (arugula)
Lineage: Eukaryota; Viridiplantae; Streptophyta; Magnoliopsida; Brassicales; Brassicaceae
Source: the annotation of a GenBank genome assembly